AUCCCCAAAUCUGAAAUCACUCACUCAGCCUCCAGCCCUCCCUCACGUAGCUCUCCCUCACGCAGCCCUCCCUCACGCAGCUCUCCUUCACUCCCUCACUCCGACUGGCAGCUCUCCCUCACUCCGUCGCCCAUCUCCAGUCACCCAUCUCCAGUCACGCACAGCUCUCCCUCACUCCCUCACUCCGCCCAGUCCGCCGUCCACCUCAUCCCUCUCGUUCUCCUCCUCUGCGCCAUCAUCCUCUGGUUCUUCUCCACCCCUGGUUCUUCAACUAUGUUCGGAGAUUGUACCGUUCAAACAAUUCUUGAUGAUGGGGAGCCUAAUGAAGAGGAUGGGAGUUGUGUCACAAUUAUGGAUGAUUAGACAUUUUGUAAUAAUUUAGUAGCCAUUUUAAUUUCUUAAACUUGUUGGAUUAAUUUGUUGGUUUGUAAUUAUUUUAAGCCUUUUUAGCAUUUUGUAAUUUUUUAGCCUUUUUAAUUUGUUGGUUUGUGGAGGAUAAGACAUUUUGUAAUUUCUUACACUUGUAGGAUUUGUUUUGUAACUUUUUAUUUUUGAAUUUCUUGAACUUGUUGGACUUUUGAUACUUAGUUCUUGGACUUAUUGGAUUUAUUUUAUUUUUAUGUUUAGUUGGUGAUUUUA
This is a messenger RNA of Quercus robur (English oak), 639 nucleotides long. RefSeq names its product non-specific lipid transfer protein GPI-anchored 23-like. The transcript has 2 exons. Lineage: Eukaryota; Viridiplantae; Streptophyta; Magnoliopsida; Fagales; Fagaceae. The annotation marks the transcript as partial. The record is from RefSeq and is a predicted model, not a curated record.